AUCCGCCCUGUUGCGCCAACCAACGGCUGGUGGGCGAAGGAAGCCCCAGUCCCCAAGCGUUGAUUGCUCCCGCAGAGCCUUGACCAACGACCACGCUCGAUCUCUUCACCUCGUCUCCCAGUAGUCGUAUUAGCAUUCUUCAAGCGACGCUCGGAUCGCCGCCGCCACCAUGCCGGGCAUCCUGCCUAUGAAAGUCAUCAAGGUGGGCAACAGCGCCCAGAGCCGCAUCGCCCAGGCCUGUGACCGCUGCCGCAGCAAGAAGAUCCGCUGCGACGGCGUCCGGCCGACAUGUUCACAAUGUGCCUCGGUCGGCUUCGAGUGCCGCACCAGCGACAAGCUGAGCCGACGUGCGUUCCCGCGCGGAUACACAGAGUCGCUGGAGGAGCGGGUGCGCGCGCUGGAGAGCGAGGUCCGCGAGCUCAAGGACCUGCUGGAUGAGAAGGACGAGAAAAUCGAGAUGCUCUCGACGAUGCACUCAAACAGCCACGGCGGGCCACGACGAAGGCCCUCAGUCACAUCCAUGGCCACACCCGUGUCACCGGAUGGCCCCAGAGACUCGCCCACAAUGAAGGAGGACACAUUCCGAGUGCAAGCUACACAACUGCUGCUGGGCGUUGAGAACUCAGAGUCGUACUUUAUGGGUUCGUCAAGCGGGCGCGCCUUUAUUGCCUCCCUCAAGCGUAAGAUGCAAGAUAGCGGCAAGCCAUGCAGUGACUUUACCCCAGACGCCUUUCUGCACAUCCAAGGCUGCGCUCCACUGGUAGCCAAGCUGCCGGAUCAGAUCUCCAGAGUCCCCCCUCGCAUCUUCUCGGACAGAUGUGUCAACGUCUUCUUCCAGGAAUGGGCGCCCCUCUUCCCUGUCCUUCACAAACCCACCUUUCUCCGCAUCUAUGAAGAGUUUGUCAAUGACCCGGAGAGGGUCAAGUGCAAUUACAAGCUCGCACAGCUCUACCUCGUCUUCUCCCUCGCCGGCCUCUCAUCGGAGUCUCCAGACAUCCCGCAAGUUGCUGCCUGCGAGUACCAAUGGACGAGAGCGCUCGAGUCUCUGAUGCUUGAGAACACCAUGAGCACAUUGCAGUGCCUCGUGCUGGCCCUGCUGUACUGCACGGUCCGAGCCGACUAUCGUCGCCUCCAGCACUAUAAGUGCGUAGCCGUGGGCCUUUCUCACCGAUUAGGUCUGCACCAGAGCCAAAAGCGCUUCUCCUUUGGCGCAUUGACGCUUGAGACAAGGAAAAAGGUCUUUUGGACACUGUACGCCCUGGAUACCAUGACGGCUGCCAUCACCGGCCUUCCCAAACUCCUCAAGGAGGAGGAUGUGCAAGCGGAAUACCCAUCUGACACCGAUGAUGAAUACGUGACGGAGAAGGGAUUCUUGCCCACGCUGCCGGGAGAAUUCACGCGCAUCUCCAGCGCCCUGGCCUUGUUCAGGGCAACCCGCAUUCUUGCCCGCGUCUUGGAUAAGAACUACCCUGCGUGUGCCAGCUACGAGCUCUCACUGCAGCAGAUGGGCGCCUUUGAGGCCGAACUGGAUGGCUGGUACCAAGAUCUGCCAGCUCACCUGAGGCUCAACUUUGCCCAGGGCAAGCCAUCGACAGAUGUCACUGGCAGCCGAUCGCCUCUUUUGUCACUCACUUACUACUACAUCCGCACCCUCAUCUACCGCCCGGCCGUUGGGUCGAACCUCGGGCCCAAGGCGGCGCCAGCGCUCAUUUCCAUCAGCGAGUCCAGCAAACACAUUAUCCAGAUCGCACAGCUUCUGGAAGAACGAAGCCUGUCGUUUUCCUUUUGCAUGAACAAGUGCGAUCUGCUGGCCGUGUGCGCUCUUACGCUUCUGUACCAGGCCAUUGACCUGAAGCGCGACAGCAAGAUGUUGCGCGAGGACGAGCGCCUGGUCAACGACGUCCUCCAGACGCUCCGCAAGAACCAGUCGCCGGGAUUCGUGGACCUGGAACGAGCCGCCAGCGUGCUCAUCACCGUCACCGACCCGUCGGCGCCGGCGCUGAUGAACAAGCACGUCCGCAAGUCGUCAGUGACGUCGGGUCCCCGUCGCGCAUCGCCUCCGACGAGCUUCCCCAAGCAAAGCUCGCCGCCGAUGGCUGUGCAGUUCCCGUCGUCGGCGAGCGAGACCGACUUGACCCGUCACCAGGACAAGCGGUGGAUGGGCAACGUGGCGGUUCUUCAGGGUCCCAACGGAGAUGGCCAGCAGCAGCAGGCGUCGUCGCGCCAGUCGUUUGACGGGCACCGGCAAGAGCGCCAGCAGUCGGCGUCGCGGAUGCCUAGGGUUUCUCCCAGCGCCCAGCCGAGGCAGAACCUUGACUACCUGUCGCUCAACGACGCUCCCUUCACGAACAAGCACGCCACAUCCCCCUCGGGCAACAUGCAGGGACAGCAGCACAUGGGGAUGCAGAACGACGGCCAGGGCUACAUGAACCAUGGGCAGCAAGCCGCCAAAACGCCCAACAUGUCCAACUCGGACUGGGAGGCACUGGUUGGGUCCAUGGACAGCGGAAUGAACAACGUAUAUGACGUGAUCUACGGAGGGGCCAGCAUCGAGGCUGCCAUGGCGGGACACUCGACGGGCAGCGACUGGUCGCCCGACGCAUUCGACCUGAGCAACUUCAACAUUGGCGAGUUUGGAAGCAACCCGGCGCCGCCGCAGAGCGUGCUGAGCAUGAGCGAUGAGAGCCUCAGCUCGGGGGAGGAAGUAUCGCCUUCAGAGCUGGGGCUGCACCUGGGAAGCGUUGACUACGGAAAGCAGCUGCAGGAAGUCAACUAUCACAACGGCGACGGGUUUUCAACAGACGGGCUACACGGACUAUCCUUGUGAGCCAAUGGCGCAUCAUUUGAAUUUCACUCUUUUCCUUCACGGCGCUAUGGUGCGGUGGCGACAUGAGGCGCUUGGUUUAUUUGAAACUGCAAUUUACCGAUGUAACGUUUUUUCUUCUGUUGGGUUGGCGCACAUGCUGGAGCGAUUUGUUGUGGACAUUUCUUGUCUUUUUUCCUGUUUCUAUCGUUUCCUUAUGAGUCGGCAGACCAAAA
Messenger RNA from Trichoderma citrinoviride, 3039 nucleotides. RefSeq names its product N-terminal binuclear Zn cluster-containing/DNA binding domain-containing protein. The record is from RefSeq and is a predicted model, not a curated record. Gene Ontology annotation, biological process: regulation of DNA-templated transcription; DNA-templated transcription. The transcript has 4 exons. Lineage: Eukaryota; Fungi; Ascomycota; Sordariomycetes; Hypocreales; Hypocreaceae. The coding region runs from base 170 to 2827 and encodes 885 amino acids. Gene Ontology annotation, molecular function: DNA binding; zinc ion binding; DNA-binding transcription factor activity, RNA polymerase II-specific.